AUGGAAAUAUAUGCAAAAUCUUAUGAUCUCAAGGUUUGGAGAGUUAUCAAAAAGGGGAAUUACCCACUACCGGUUGUUGCUCAACCACCCGUUGAUCCUGAAGAUAUAGAUGAAUAUACCGAUGAACAAAUGGCGGUUGUACAAGUUAAUGCUAAAGUAAGGAAUCUGCUUUAUAAUGCUAUAAGUGUUGAGGAAUACGAGAAAAUCGCCAAUUGUGAUACAGCCAAAGAGAUGUGGGAUAAACUUGAAGUCACUUAUGAAGGAACCAGUAAAGUGAAAGAAACCCAUAUUAACAUGUUGGUCCAUGACUACGAACUUUUCCAGAUGAAAGAAAGAGAAUCUAUUAAAGAAAUAUUUGCCAGAUUUAGCAAAAUCAUCAGUGAUCUAAAAGCUUUUGGCAAACCCUACUCAAGUGGUGAUCAAGUUAGGAAAAUUCUGAGAAGUCUGCCCACUACUUGGCAGACAAAGGUAGUUACUCUUGAGUCACAGGAUUUGAAUAAAUUAUCAUAUGAUGAACUUCGAGGAGAACUUAUAGCUUUUGAGAAAACUCAUCUCAAGAAAACAAAUCAAGAAGAGAAGAAGAAAACAGUUGCUUUCAAGGCUACACCUGAAAGAACAGACAAUGAUAUUGAUGAUGACCCUGAAGCUCUUCAAGAAGAAAUUUUCAUGGUAUCAAGGAACAUGGAUAAUUUAAUGAGGAGAUACAUGAAUACAAAAAGAGGCAGAAUACCACCCAGGCGAACUAGGCAAUACAAUGAACAAGACAAAAAUGAUGGCAAAUGUUAUGAAUGUGGAAGAUUUGGGCAUGUUCAAGCUGAAUGUCCCAAGCUUAAAAGAAAGGUCUCCAGAGGGUUUAACAAGAACAAAUCAUUUGGAAGCUGGAGUGAUGAAGAUAGUUCUGAACAUGAAGAGAUAGCAAAUCUAUGCUUCAUGACAAUUUUGGAAAACGACAUGAACAAGCUUUCAGGGUGCUGGAUAGAUGAGGACAUCUCAGAUAAUGAUUGA
This is a messenger RNA of Nicotiana tabacum (common tobacco), 1005 nucleotides long. RefSeq lists its product as uncharacterized. Lineage: Eukaryota; Viridiplantae; Streptophyta; Magnoliopsida; Solanales; Solanaceae. The record is from RefSeq and is a predicted model, not a curated record. Gene Ontology annotation, molecular function: zinc ion binding; nucleic acid binding.